Molecule: messenger RNA, 1156 nt
Organism: Sciurus carolinensis (gray squirrel)
Lineage: Eukaryota; Metazoa; Chordata; Mammalia; Rodentia; Sciuridae
Gene: Yipf7
Product: Yip1 domain family member 7
Exons: 6
Coding region: 132-899 (255 amino acids)
Biological process (GO): endoplasmic reticulum to Golgi vesicle-mediated transport; vesicle fusion with Golgi apparatus
Cellular component (GO): membrane; trans-Golgi network
Source: RefSeq, a predicted model, not a curated record
AAUUUAGAAACACAUAUAUAGCCAGUUCGUCAUCUUUUCACCAACUGAUUUGCUUUAAAUUUACCAAGUAAAGUUACAUUUGUUAGCGGAUCUUUCCACAUAAAAUACAGAUACCAGAUACAAAAUAGAGGAUGUCAAACCUGGGACAAUUUGACACUGACUUUUACCAAUCUAAUUAUACCAUUGAUAAUCAGGAGCAGAGUUAUGAUUCCAAUGCCUAUGGAAAUCUUUAUGGAUCAGGAGAACAGCAAGCCAGCAAGCAGCCUCAGCCUGCCCCUCUUGUUUCUCCAGAGAUGCUCGUGCCGUCGGGUUAUGCAGGACAAUUUUUUCAGCCAGCAUCUAACUCGGAUUAUUAUUCGCAAUCUCCUUACAUUGACAGUUUUGAUGAAGAGCCUCCUUUGCUAGAAGAACUUGGAAUCAAUUUUGAUCAUAUAUGGCAAAAAACCUUGACGGUGUUAAACCCAAUGAAGCCAGCAGAUGGCAGCAUUAUGAAUGAAACAGAUCUCACAGGACCCAUCCUUUUCUGUGUAGCCCUGGGAGCCACUCUACUUCUGGCAGGAAAAAUUCAGUUUGGUUACGUGUAUGGCAUGAGUGCCAUUGGCUGCCUUGGGAUUCAUGCCUUACUGAACUUGAUGAGCUCUGCAGGGGUGUCAUAUGGCUGUGUGGCCAGUGUGCUGGGUUACUGCCUGCUCCCCAUGGUCAUCCUGUCCAGCUGUGCCAUCUUCUUUUCAUUACAGGGCACCUUUGGAACCAUGUCAGCCCUGGUCAUCGUCGGCUGGUGUAGUCUCUCAGCCUCUAAGAUCUUCAUUUCGGCCUUGGACAUGGAAGGACAGCAGCUUCUCGUUGCCUAUCCUUGUGCCUUACUUUAUGGACUUUUUGCCCUCCUCACAGUCUUCUGAAAAGUGUAUGAGAUGCCUUUGCAAACCUCUAUUUAUUUGCUGUUCAUAUUAUUCUAGAAGUGUAUUAGCAUUCCAAUUGGGUCAUAUGAUUUCUGUUUUAUUAUUGUUGAGAGAAUAAUAAGCAGAGAGGCAAAACAGCACUUAAGGAUGGUGCUCUAAUGGCCUGCGUGGUUUGAAUUAUGUUUUGCUUUCCAACUUGGUGCAUUAAAACACUUUGAAAUAUUUUAAAAUAAAAAGGGAUGUAGUUGCUGAACGGA